Messenger RNA from Rhincodon typus (whale shark), 1509 nucleotides. Its product is annotated as dendritic cell-specific transmembrane protein-like. Gene Ontology annotation, cellular component: membrane. The record is from RefSeq and is a predicted model, not a curated record. NCBI's taxonomy places the organism in Eukaryota, Metazoa, Chordata, Chondrichthyes, Orectolobiformes, Rhincodontidae. The transcript is spliced from 5 exons.
AUGCCUUUUCUCAGGAUAAUAAAGCAACAGUCAGAGAUUCUUUGGGACCUGUUUGUGUCAGAACGGAAAGCUGGUCUGAAGAAUAUCUUGUGUCUGAUUUCACUUUGCCUUCUGAUGGGGCUGGGGACCAGUGGCAUUCUCUAUAUAUCUUUGCGAGCAUUACAUUGCAGCCUCAUAGUGAGGCUGGCAGUGUGUGGAAUCUUUACUGCCAUCAUUCCUGGGGCUUUGUUUCUGUCAAAGCACCUCAGAUGCUUCAUUCUAAUCAUCCUCACCUCAUGUGGAACACAGCAAGGAGGGAAUGCUCUAAUCACAGCUGGCACUGGUGUAGUGGUCUUCAACUGUGCCCAAAACAGCUUUCAUAACUUAAAAGAAUUGUCACAAUGCAUCGUCUGCUACUUGGAAUGUAAGGUGUCAUCUAUCAAAGAUCUUCUGGAAAGAUAUAUUAAAGUCAUUAACUGGUUGCCCAAGUCUCUAAAGGAGAAUGCACAAAAAUUAAAAAUUUCAAUUCCUUCCGAUGUUGUAACACAGAGAAUAGGUAAAGAGCUGCAAGCCUACCUCAAUGAAACCAGACGUCACUUGGAGAACCUCAGUCGUCACAUCAUAUCAACAUUUGACAGUGUUCUCAUGGUUUCCAAAAGUGUAAUAGCCACAUUUGGUCUUUUGCUGGUCUUAGUAGCCACUGGGCUGUAUAUCAGGAAGUAUUUACACAAUGCAGAGUUCGAAAAUGUAUUCAUCACCAAGCACUUUGUAGAGCUGGAAGAAAGGAAAAGCAAACAAGGGAAAGCUGUUGUGCUUCCACUCACAAAAAAAGAGAGAAAACAUUUAAUUAAGAUCCCAUCGCUGAAAUUAAUGGCAAAGGAAUGGAAAAACACUGUAAAAUUCUUUGCUCCUAUUUUGGCAAACCUGCUUCUUUGGGCAAUUAAUAUACUGAUUGAUUAUGGACUGUAUCUGCUCAUUUCUUCAAUAAGAAUACAUUUUGUGUCUCUGCCUACUAUGGACCUUAAUUUGUCCCCACAACAAUUGUUUCAAAUACGUAUUAUAAAAAUAAUAGUUAGUAGGUAGGAGAUGGGGGCAAAUAUUUCAUAUAGUGCACCUUUGUUUCCGAGUGAUUGCUUUCCUGAACCAACCCUUACAAUUAAUGACAUGUGGAUCCCACUCACUGCAAUAACGUCAGCCCUUGUGUUACUCACAUUGCUUUCUGCCAAACUUGCAACAUUGAAAAUAUUGAUCUUGUCAUCAUUUUACCCAGAAGCUCAAAGAGAUCGUGCAUACUUUUUGCAUGAAGAGAUAAUCAGGAAAAGAUCUUCAGAAAGAUUAAAAUGCAAUACCAAGAAGUCUUUGAAUGCGGUGGUUAACUCGGCACCUGAUACUAAAACCUUCCAAGAGUUGACUGAGUUGGUUAAGGAAUACUACAACCUUAAACCUCCUCUAAUCCUGAGACACUGUUGGUUUUAUUUAGCUGUUAGAGAAUCGGGGGAAUCCAUAUUGGGAUUUUUAAUAAGUUUAUGA